UUGAAGCUCGCUUCAUUAUCGUUUAUCAAACACUUCAAGGAGGUUACGAAGGAAUCCGUUUGGUAUGAUGAGGAUGAACUCGACGGAGUUGAUGUCCCUAAAAGUAGAUCAACGGCGUUCUUGCGAAGAAAAACUGAAACUUCCAAAACCCUUAGUGGUGAAGAAUAUCGAAAUGCUCUCAGAAAGUCUUUUGAGCGACAAUGGGGCACUCCAAAAUGGGCCAGACUCGAGCCUAAAACGAAAAAAUCAAGAAAAGAAGUUAACGAUGAAGAUGAGCUCGAUGAAGUUCUUGACGAAAUGACCCGGUCUGUUCAACGGUACGUUGACAAGGAUCCAUUUCUCGUCAAGGAUGUCAUUUCUACGUUCCGCUGGCCAGACAUCACUGUUGGGCACCAUGAUAGCCGGCCAGUCAAUGUCAUCUUGUUCCAUAAGGUGAGACCAGUUGUAAUAACUGGAGGAAGCUCAGGAAAAGUGCAGCUGUUCAAGGUUGGUGAUAUAAUGGACUCUGGAAAUUUCUUACAAAACAUGCACUUCUCUAAUUUUCCGAUAAACAGCAUGAGUUUCAUUCAGAAUGGAUGUGCAGUGCUCUGUGGUUCAAUGCGACAAGAUUACUUCAUGAAAUAUGAUCUUGAGAAAGGCUCUGUCAUGCAACUAAACCUUCCUAAAUGCAAUCUAGGUGUACCUCCUCAAAAUGUUGGUCGUUUCACCGUUUCGUAUGAUGGCUCCCUAGUGGCUAUGAUUGCUCACAGCUCGCAAGUUUUUGUUCUUUCAUCGUCAUCAAUGGAAUUGGUGAAGAUACUCACGGCUCCUACAGACGUUACAUCAUUACAGUUUUUACCAGAUUCAAAUCGUGAGCUAUGGGCUAUGACAGAAGGGAGUGAUGUCGUCAUUUGGAACCUUCAAGGAACGCAACAUUUGUUCCAGGACGACGGAGCUGUACGCGGGACGAAAAUUAGACUAAAUGCGGAUGGUAGUAAGGUGGCUUGUGGGUCAACUACCGGCAUCGUAAAUGUGUAUGAUGUGCCGGAUGCACGUAAAGCAAGAGAUCCAAAACCACGAACUGUUGUUUCAAAUUUGGUUACAUCAUGUGACUCCAUUGCUUUCAACAAUGAUUCCCAGUUAAUGGCUAUCAGCAGUAAUGUAAAGGUGAUUUGA
Molecule: messenger RNA, 1155 nt
Organism: Strongylus vulgaris
Lineage: Eukaryota; Metazoa; Nematoda; Chromadorea; Rhabditida; Strongylidae
Source: the annotation of a GenBank genome assembly